Messenger RNA from Tigriopus californicus, 4203 nucleotides. RefSeq lists its product as uncharacterized. The transcript has 17 exons. Gene Ontology annotation, molecular function: oxidoreductase activity; 2 iron, 2 sulfur cluster binding; FAD binding. The record is from RefSeq and is a predicted model, not a curated record. The coding region runs from base 98 to 4117 and encodes 1339 amino acids. Lineage: Eukaryota; Metazoa; Arthropoda; Copepoda; Harpacticoida; Harpacticidae.
AAGUCAUUGUUGUGAACCCACGUAAGAUAACAUCGACAAAUGCUCUUGAUAAAAACAUCCAAGUAAUCACUCCCAAAGCAUUAGUUCGUUAUCGAAUAUGAGUCAAUUCACCAAGAAGGUGAAGGACUUGUGUUCUUCGUCGAAUCAAACUAGUGUUAAACCUUCGCGAGGGUUCGACCUAAAUGAUGCCAUGGAGAGGUUUGAGUGCCCUCCGCCUACUUACCACCCAACGACUUCGCAAAAUAUCCGCGAUGUUUUCCUCCGAGCUCAACCGAUCUCCUUCCACGUGAAUGGCACUCUGGUAACAGUGGACACGUCCCAAGUCCCUCCAACGACGAGUUUGGCGCGUUUUCUGCGAUCCCAUCUCCAUUUGACGGGAACCAAGAUCAGCUGUAAUCAGGCGGGAUGUGGAGCCUGCGUAGUGUCCACUUCAUUGGUGGAUCCAGCCUCUGGAGAAGAGAGGCACAUGAGUGUCAACUCAUGCAUAACGCCCGUUUACAAAUGCCAAGGAUGGAAGGUCAAAACGGUGGAAGGGUUGGGAAGUCAACACGCAGGAUUUCAUCCCAUUCAGCAGAGACUGGCCGAGUUAGAUGGCACUCAAUGCGGGUUUUGCAGCCCUGGAAUGGUAAUGAUGAUGAAUGGAUACCUCGAAGGCCAUCCCAAUCCCACUCAAAAAGACAUAGAGGGAGUUAUUGACGGGAAUAUUUGCCGUUGCACGGGAUAUCGGCCCAUCUUUGAUGCGUUCAAAUCUUUUGCUUCCGACGCACCUCCCGAGCUCCUCAGGAAGGUCAAUGACAUUGAAGAUCUCGUGUCUACUGACGGAUUCUUCCCAUGCCCGAAGACCAAACAGCCGUGCCAAGGUCGAUGUCAUCCCAAUGACUCAAGGAUCAUCCAAUUCAUUCAAUCCAAAGAGGGAAAUGAGUGGAUCAAACCCAACAACCUUGAAGAUCUUUUGGCCCUGUUGGAUGAUUUGGCCCCUAAUUCGAGCUACAGAUUAGUGGCCGGCAACACUGGGACAGGUAUUUUCAACGAUGAUGGUCCUUAUAAGAGUUUCUUUGACAUCUCCGCCAUCCCGGAACUAGUGACCAUCACUUUGGAUCCAUUUAAUGUUGGAGGAGGUGUGUCAUUGACUAAGUUUAUUGAAAUCUUAGAGCAACAAGCAAGUUCAAAAGGUGUUGAUUAUGCUCAUGGAGCUCAAAUGGCUAAGCACAUUAAAAAGGUUGCAAACACAAAUGUGAGAAAUGUUGGCUCUGUUGGGGGCAAUCUGAUGCUAAAACAUGCUCACAAGGACUUCCCAUCGGAUAUUUUUGCUCUCUUGGAAGCGGCUCAAGCCAAGAUUGGAGUAAAGUCAACAACGGGAGAAAUUCUUAUGUACAGCCCAGUCGAUUGGCUAUCCGUUUCUAUGGACAAGAAGAUUCUCUUGUUCAUCAAUUUCCCCAAAUUUACGUCCAAACAUAGGUUCAUGUCAUACAAGAUCACUCCCCGAAGUCAAAAUGCCCAUGCUUAUGUGAAUGGUGCCAUGUCUAUUCAGAUCAAUGACAACUAUGAUGUUGUGGAAAGGCCCGUCAUUGUAAUGGGAGGGAUCAGUGAACUCUUUUUCCGACCAGCUAAUACCGAAAAUCUGCUCGUGGGCAAGAAUUUGAUGGCUCGAAGUACAUUGGAUGAUGCUUUAGCCACUCUUGAGUCAGAAGUGGUACCAGAUUCAAAUCCAGUUCUAGCCACGAUACAGUAUCGAACCCAUUUGGCCAAAGCUUUGCUGUAUAAGUUUAUUUUGAGUGUGAUCAAAGAUGCCGUGGAUAGUUCUCUGGUGAGCGGAGCAACCCAAAUUGAUCGCGGUGUUUCAAGGGGAACCGUCACUUAUGACACAGAUCCCAGCCAAUAUCCCAUGCAGCAACCCAUCCAUAAGCUAGAAGGUCAAAUCCAAUGCACAGGCGAGGCCGAAUAUGUGGAUGAUAUUCCAGCCUCGCCAGGUGAGCUUUUUGCUGCUUAUGUCCUCUCCAAUGUUGCCAAUGCCGAUGUGGAUCAGGUCGAUACCACACUGGCUAUGACCAUGCCCGGCGUGGUUGAGUUUGUCAAUUUUGAGGAUAUACCCGGAAGAAAUAGCACAAAUGGGACCGGAACGCCGGAGGAGAAACUCUUCACUGACGGCAAGGUUUAUUAUGCAGGUCAGGCCAUUGGUUUGAUUUUGGCUGAAACGUACGAGCAAGCUAGGCAAGCUGCCAAGGCAGUGAUUGUCACCUAUAUCAAUCAAUCGAAGCCUAUUCUCGAUAUUCGCGAUGCUGUUGACAACCAUAAAAAGACCAACGUGCGAGCGAAGGUCCCUUUGGUGGUGAAGAAAAGGGGUAUUCAAAAGGCCAAUGAUGCGACGGGCCCAUUGAGAUCCGUUCAAGGCGAGUUUGAGAUUGGCUCUCAAUACCAUUUCCACAUGGAAACACAAUCGUGUAUUGUCCGACCCAUCGAGGAAGGCCAAUUUGAGGUCUUUUCGGCCACACAACAUAUGGAUGGAGUGCAAAAGUCCAUCGCCAUGGCAUUGGGGAUCAACAUGAACAAGAUCAAUGUGUCUGUGAGGCGUUUAGGCGGAGCCUAUGGAGGCAAAAUCAAUCAACCUCAUUUCAUUGCCGCAGCUUGCGCCGUGGCGGCUAACAAAGUCAAACGGUCCGUCAGAUUGGUCCUUGACCUACAAACGAACAUGGCAUUGUGCGGAAAACGUGUGCCAUACUUGUUCAAAUACAACGUUUCUGUGGACUCUGAGAAUAAAUUGCAAGAUGUGACAGUGGAUGUGUUUGCUGAUGUGGGUUACAACGAUGCGGACGAAGAUACAGACAUGGCCAAAUACUGGCUACAAAAUUGUUACAAUUCGCCAAGCUGGAAAGUGAAUUGCUUCGACGUGUUGACCAACACACCCAUCAAUACUUAUUGCAGAGCGCCCUCCUCAACUCAAGGACAUGCCUGUAGUGAAAUCAUGAUGGAGUCAGUGGCCGUGGCUUUAGGAUUGGAUCCCCUCGAGUUCCGCCUCGGCAAUUUAUUGUCUCCUGGAGAUCCCACUCUUCAAGGUGCUCCUUUCGAGGGGCCCAUGGCACUGCCAGAAAUUAUCGCGGCUCUGAAGGCCUCAUGUGAUUAUGAUGCAAGAAUGGCCGAAGUAUCGACCUUCAACCAGCAUAAUUCGUGGAAGAAGCGUGGAUUGGCUCUGAUUCCUCAAAGAUGGCCCCAGGAUUAUGGUGGCCGAAAGUACACGUGUCAAGUGGCAAUUUAUACGGAGGAUGGAACAGUGGCUAUCUCCCACGGUGGAAUAGAAAUGGGACAAGGCCUAAAUACCAAGACUGUCCAAGUGGUGGCAGCCACAUUGGAUGUUCCUUUGGACAUGAUAUCUGUCAAGGUUUCAAACAAUUUUGUGGCCAAUUCCAAUUGGGUGACCGGAGGGAGCAGAGGAUCAGAACUCGUCCCCGCUGCGGCUUCCAUGGCCUGCUCUGAACUGGUUGCUAGGAUGAAACCAAUCGCUGAUGGUUUGGGCGGAAGCCCUGACUGGUUGACUUUGAUCCGGGAAUGUGACAAGCAAGGAUUGGACUUGGUAGCACGACACACGACGGUGGCGAGAAAUGAUAACAUCAAGAAUUAUGACAUUUGGGGUGCAGCUUGCGUUGAGGUCGAGGUCGAUGUUUUGACCGGAGAGAAGAACGUCCGAAGGGCAGACUUGGUGCAGGACACAGGGGCGUCAAUAAGUCCAAAUAUCGAUGUGGGACAAGUGGAAGGAGCCUUUGUCAUGGCCCUGGGGCUCUGGAUGACGGAAAAGAUCAAAUACGAUCCCAAGGAUGGACGAUUGCUUACCAAUGACACUUGGGAGUACAAACCCCCGACCAGCCAAGACAUUCCCGAGGUCUUCAAUACCACGUUUUACAAUAACGGAAACGCAUCCAAAGGGGUUCUUGGGGCCAAAGCGACGGGAGAGCCACCUUUUUUGCUCGGAUUUGCCGCCUUCAUUGCCAUUCGAAAUGCUAUCAAUGCCGCUAAAGAGGACCUGCAAGCAGAUCCAACGGUUUGGUAUGAAUUAGAUGCACCAGCCACCAACGAGAAUGUUCAACUCACCACAGGAGUCACCUCGGCCCACUUUUGGGUUUGAUUGAGGAAGGCCUCACCGAAGGCACCAAACAGGAUUGAGAACGUUGUUGCGAGUGAAAAUGAAUAAACAUAGAGUCUUGAUUAAGA